AUGGACCUGGCAACCUCUUAUGCUCAAAGGACAGAAGUUAAUGACUUUGAUCCACUAUUCAAUGCCAUUACUGGCUUAAAUGGCAGUGGCAAAUCAAACAUCCUGGACUCCAUCUGUUUCUUAUUGGGAAUUUAUUGGUCUUUUAAUAUGUUUCAGGUGCGAGCUUCCAACUUGCAAGGUCUUGUUUAUAAAAAUGGCCAGGCUGGGAUUACUGAGGCUACUGUAUCAAUCACCUUUGAUAAUUUUGACAAGAAGCGGAGUCCCCUAGGAUUUGAGAAGCAUGACGAGGUAACAGUCACAAGGCAGGUGGUGAUUGGAGGCAGGAAUAAGUAUCUAAUCAAUGGUGUGAAUGCAAACAAUUUUGUUGUCGUUAUAAUCCUGUUUUUGCCUAUAUCUUUGCACAUCCUCUCGCCCCACACCCUAGAGAUCUGCGGACAAAUUUCCAAAAUUUUCAAUAUGAAGCCUCCAGAGAUUUUGGCUGUGAUUGAGAAAGCUGAUGGCACUAGGAUGUAUGAAUGCAAGAAAAUAGUUGCCCAGAAAACCAUUGAGAAAAAAGAGGCAAAACUUAAAGAAAUUUGCAGGAUUGUAGAGGAAGAAAUCACACCCACGUUGCAGAAACUGAAAGAGGAGCGAUCUUCAUAUUUGGAAUACCAAAAGGUCAUGCGAGAGACAGAACAUCUGAGUCGCCUGUAUGUUGCGUAUCAAUUUGUGCUAGCUGAAGAAACCAAGACACACGCUGCUGAUGUGCUAAAGGAAAUGGAAGGCAAUAUUGCCAAACUUCAGGAGGAGAUGACUGAGAAUGAGAAGAAAGUGAAGGAACUUGGCAUAAGUUGGGAUCAACUUGAAGGCAGGCCAUUUCAUUUUAAAUAUAAACACAAAAACUAAUCACAAAGCCCUGCUCUACCCUGAUGCUCCUGGAGCAGGUAGGCCAGACACGUUUCUGCCUUUUGGGCUUCUUCAGUGACCAACUAAAUAAAACCCACCAACAAAAUAGACAAAGCGCCAGCUUGUUCCUUGCCCUGGAC
Molecule: messenger RNA, 1025 nt
Organism: Rhineura floridana
Lineage: Eukaryota; Metazoa; Chordata; Lepidosauria; Squamata; Rhineuridae
Product: structural maintenance of chromosomes protein 2-like
Exons: 9
Coding region: 1-885 (294 amino acids)
Source: RefSeq, a predicted model, not a curated record